This is a messenger RNA of Boleophthalmus pectinirostris (great blue-spotted mudskipper), 2401 nucleotides long. Its product is annotated as poly(rC)-binding protein 2-like. Gene Ontology annotation, biological process: regulation of gene expression; regulation of RNA metabolic process. Gene Ontology annotation, molecular function: mRNA binding; single-stranded DNA binding. The transcript has 13 exons. Gene Ontology annotation, cellular component: cytoplasm; nucleus; nucleoplasm. The record is from RefSeq and is a predicted model, not a curated record. NCBI's taxonomy places the organism in Eukaryota, Metazoa, Chordata, Actinopteri, Gobiiformes, Gobiidae. Bases 384 to 1700 code for a protein of 438 amino acids.
ACAUGAGAUGUCCCUUUAGCCUAUUAUUUAUAUUUAGAAAUGUAUGUACAAUAAGGUUUAGUUAACAAGUAAAAAUAGGAAAUAAUGACUAUUUGAGUCAGACUGAAGCGGACUAAGGACGGGAUUGGUGAAUGUGGUGGUGGGAGAAGUUCAGAGGUCAUGUUUGUGUUGUCUUUGUUGGGAACUCGGUCAGAUCUCACAUCACUCUUCCCUCUUCCCCGAGUCCUUUUUAAACUCUCCCCCGGGUCUCUACCCUCCCGAACCUCUCCCCUUUACCCUUACAACCCCAUCCCUCCCCCUGGUUCCUGUCCGCACAGAUAUCAGAACCAAGUUGGUGAUCAAACAUCAGGCUGCAGGCACUCAGCUACAUCACAGUUGCAGUCAUGGACUCCGGUGUGAUUGAAAGUGGACUUAAUGUUACCCUGACCAUAAGACUUCUCAUGCAUGGGAAGGAAGUGGGGAGCAUAAUUGGAAAGAAAGGGGAAACUGUGAAGAAGAUGAGAGAAGAGAGUGGAGCUCGUAUCAAUAUAUCAGAGGGCAAUUGUCCUGAGAGGAUUACGACACUGGUAGGCCCAACAACAGCCAUUUUCAAAGCCUUCUCAAUGAUUAUUGAAAAGCUUGAAGAGGAUAUAAGUAGCUCAAUGACAAAUAGCACAGCCACAACCAAACCACCUGUAACACUGCGCAUUGUGGUCCCUGCCAGCCAGUGUGGUUCUCUAAUAGGUAAAGGAGGCUGCAAGAUAAAGGAGAUACGAGAGUCAACUGGAGCUCAGGUACAAGUUGCAGGGGACAUGCUUCCUAACUCCACAGAGCGCGCCAUCACAAUAGCUGGCACACCCCAGUCUAUAAUUGAGUGCGUGAAGCAGAUCUGUGUGGUCAUGCUUGAGUCUCCACCAAAGGGGGUUACCAUUCCUUACCGACCAAAGCUUUCAGGAUCCCCAGUCAUCUUUGCGGGUGGACAGGCAUAUGCUGUACAAGGACAACACGCAAUUCCACAGCCAGAUUCUUCCUCUGCUGCUAUCUCUCCACAGCUCACCAAGCUUCAUCAACUUGCUAUGCAGCAAAAUCCAUUCCCCAUUGCAACAAACACUACGGGAUUUACUGGAAUAGAUGCUUCUUCUCAAAACACCACCCAUGAGAUGACCAUUCCAAAUGACCUCAUUGGAUGCAUUAUUGGUCGUCAAGGCGCUAAAAUCAAUGAAAUUCGGCAAACAUCAGGUGCACAGAUUAAGAUUGCAAAUCCAGUGGAUGGCUCAACUGACCGUCAGGUCACCAUCACUGGCAUCCCAGCGAGCAUAAGUCUGGCAAAGUACCUCAUUAAUGCCAGUGUAGAGUCCUCUAAACCUCCUCCCUCCUCCUCCUCCUCCUUGAACCCUGAACAGACCACCUCUGCUACUACUACCACCACCACCACUACUACCACCACCUCCUCCUCUGCUGCUAGCUCCACCUUGUCCUCUUCCUCCUGUGUGGUGCCCCCUUCAGCCUCCAUACCUCUAUCCUCCUCUUCCUCCACUGACUCCCUGCUUCCCAGCUCUCCUGCCUGUGUGUCAAGUCUCCUCAGUCUCAAGCCCCUUCCUCUCCUGGCCCUCCAUGUUGUCAGCGGCAACAGUAACCCCACACACCCCACUCCCCCUGAACCCAAAAUGGCCCCUGAGCUGAGUUCUAAGUCCAAAAGGCGAAGGCUGUCCCCUUAUUAAUGAUGGAAGCAUUGGUCAUCUACUAUAAUACUGACAGUGCUUUUUGUUGUCUGCACCAGCUCUGGCUUAAGUUACAGGCUGUGCCAUGCCAUGCAUACUACCACACAAUGCACACUAGCCUCACUCAGCCAUAGCAGUUGAUGCCGCAUUAAAUUAGAUGUAGCUUAACCUGGCCUGUAUUUAAUCUGUAUACAUUUUUCAGUUACACGUUUAGUUUGCAUGGUUAAAAUGAUUUGUUUUACUAAAUUUGGCAUUUAUAUUUGUGCAGCUCUGCUCAGGUAGCGGCUCUUUUAAGGUGUCGUUAUAUUUUUGUGAGAGGGGAAAAUCAUAGGUGUCACAUUAACAAAACCAUUAUUCUAUGUUGCUAAUUAAAAUUUUGUCGUAAACUGCCCUCAGGUACCAAAGCACCAAUCAUUUUGACAAAAAAAAACAAUGAUUCAGUUCUUGUGCUUAUCACCAUUUUUAUUUUAUGUACAAAACAAGUAUCUAAAGCUUAAUUAACACAUAGCUCUCUUAUUGCCUAGUUAGGUAGUCUCUCUUUGUAUUUCAUUGCAUGCCCCAGUGUAUAUCAGACAAGUCUUCAACUGGUUUACAAUUGUUUGGAAGAGUUUAGAAUUUUUAUAGAAUGGCAGUUGUUGUAUAGUAAUAGUAUUUGACAUUGAUAAUGUCUAUCUGAUUGCAUGCCUUAUUCUCUCCCUCCU